Molecule: messenger RNA, 2495 nt
Organism: Phragmites australis (common reed)
Lineage: Eukaryota; Viridiplantae; Streptophyta; Magnoliopsida; Poales; Poaceae
Product: probable protein arginine N-methyltransferase 3
Exons: 7
Coding region: 99-1937 (612 amino acids)
Biological process (GO): peptidyl-arginine methylation
Molecular function (GO): protein-arginine N-methyltransferase activity
Source: RefSeq, a predicted model, not a curated record
AACGAAUAUAGUCCUAAAGCCCUCUGCCUGUCUAAAACCCUAAUUCGGUGCAGGCGGCGCGGCAUCUACCCUAGCGAGUGCUCCACGCCCACGCAGCAAUGGAGUGCAGCCACGCGGAGCCGGAGGAGCGGCUAAGGUCCGAAGACGACGAGGAGGAGGAGGAGGAGGAGGAUUGUGAGGGGCAAGAUGGUUGGGACGACUGGUGCUCCGAUGGCGACGACACGGCCGCCGGGUUGCUGUGCCUAUUCUGCAGCUCGCGGUUCGACGCCGACAGCCCCCUCUUCUCGCACUGCGGCGCCGAGCACCGCUUCGAUUUUUGCAAGACUGUCAAGGAGCUCGGGCUGGAUUUCUACGGGCGCAUCAAGCUCAUCAAUUUCAUCCGCUCCAAGGUUGCGGAGGAUAAAUGCUGGAGCUGUGGCCAAGUUUGCUCUUGCAACAGCGAACUCUGCAGCCACUUGCAUGCUCAGGAGACUCACCAGAUUGAGGGAAAUUUUCCAUGGGAGGACGACGCGUACUUGAAACCUUUCAUGGAAGAUGACCCCCUUUUGCACAGUUUGUCCAUUGGCGAUGAUGAGGAUGAGGAUGAGGACUGUGGAAUGUCAAUGGAAAGAGGACAGUGGUCAGCAGGGAGUGGGGGUUUAGCUAAGCCAGGCGAGAACGAGCUGAGUACCAUAACUGAAGGAAAUGGUUCUGAUAUUAGUGCUAGAUUUGAGCAAGAGUGUACUAUUGGGAGGACUGAAGGGGAUGGCAGUGGGUCUCUUGCUCAGGAGCAGAAUGAUACACAGCUAAAGGUUGCACGUGCCAGUGUUAAUGCCAAGGCAAUUAAAAGUGUGGAUGAUAACUACUUUGGGUCUUAUAGCGCAUUUGGCAUUCAUAGAGAGAUGCUCGGAGAUAAGGUAAGAACGGAUGCUUACAGAGACGCCCUUUUAGACAAUCCUAGCCUGAUGAAUGGAGCAACUGUACUGGAUGUUGGUUGUGGCACAGGAAUUCUAAGUCUUUUUGCAGCCAAGGCUGGUGCUUCUAGAGUUGUUGCUGUUGAUGGGAGUGAAAAGAUGGUUUCUGUGGCUACCCAAGUUUCAAAGAAUAAUGGUCUGUUACAUGAUGAAAAUAAAGAAGUGGAGCAGAAGCGAAGUCCUCAAGUAAUAAACGUUGUACAUACCAAGGCUGAAGAGCUAAACCAUAAGAUACAAAUUCCCCCAAGUGGAUUUGAUGUGUUAGUGAGUGAAUGGAUGGGGUAUUGCCUGUUGUACGAAUCCAUGCUCAGUUCAGUUCUAUAUGCACGUGAUCAUUUUCUAAAACCUGGUGGCGCUAUUCUCCCGGAUACUGCAACCAUUCUUGGUGCUGGUUUUGGGAAAGGUGGAACUAGCUUGCUGUUUUGGGAAAAUGUAUAUGGCUUUGAUAUGUCAUGUAUUGGCAAAGAAGUAACUUCAACUUCAGCUCGAUUUCCUGUAGUUGAUGUAGUGUCUUCUCAGGAUAUUGUGACAGAGACUGCUGUACUCCAUUCCUUUGAUCUGGCAACUAUGAAAGAAACUGAGAUGGAUUUCACUGCAAGCUUUGAGCUGAGGCUCAGUGAAAGUGGUACAGUUGUACAUGGAGUAACCUGGUGCUAUGGCAUUGUCUUAUGGUUCGACACGGGAUUCACUGUCAGAUUCUGCAAGGAGAAGCCUGUCAUCCUCUCCACCUCUCCUUUCUCUACGCCAACUCACUGGUCGCAGACAAUCUUCACCUUUGAAGAGCCCAUCGCGAUGUCGAAGGAGGAAUCUCUUGGCUCAUCUGGAUCAGUUGGCACAGACGAGUGCCCAGCUAUGGUGAUCAGAUCCCGGAUAAGCAUUGUGAGGGCAUCUGAGCACCGUAGCAUAGACAUAUCAGUUGAAACCACAGCAAUCAGCUCAGAUGGCCGGAAGCGCAGCUGGCCUGUUCAGAUAUUCAAUUUGUGACCGAUCAUAUGCCCCUUUGGGCUUAAAUUUUGCCCCUUACCUACCAUCCUCUCUGCUAACUGCAAGUCUUGUUAGUGUUUGAUUGGGUUGCCAAGUUUUGCAUGCUGAAUGGAGCACUUUGUCCUACCGGAGUUUUGUAGAAUGAUGAUCGUGAGAGAAGGGAUCAGAUUGAAAGGUCUUCUGGAACAGUUACGGUGAAAAGGAAUCAUAUUCAGGCUGGCGUGUCCUAAAUGCAGCUGGGUGAUCUAGUCUUCUAGACGAGGUUGAAAGUGAACAGAAGGUAUUUUUAGUAGCGAUCAGGCCAGAUGCAUAUUCACACGCGACAUAUGAAUUCCACCAAUUCACUUUAAAUACUGGAAAAUGUUCACAUGCUUUUAACACCGACCGUUUUCCUAUAAUUAUUGGGGACUGGACGUUUAUAGUGCGGGAUGGUUGUCGUAUGUGGAGCACUCCCGUCGGCUUCACGCCACUGUCCACAAGUAAAAUCUAAAGAUGUGUACUGGCAGGAUUUCUGCUAAAAAGAGGCGCGAAUUUGAUGGUUUAGGUUUCCCUCUUCCU